This is a messenger RNA of Manihot esculenta (cassava), 3836 nucleotides long. RefSeq names its product putative disease resistance RPP13-like protein 1. The coding region runs from base 489 to 3836 and encodes 1115 amino acids. The record is from RefSeq and is a predicted model, not a curated record. Gene Ontology annotation, biological process: defense response to other organism. Gene Ontology annotation, molecular function: protein binding; ADP binding. The transcript is spliced from 3 exons. Lineage: Eukaryota; Viridiplantae; Streptophyta; Magnoliopsida; Malpighiales; Euphorbiaceae.
CUGUCAUUGGAUUAGGGGAAGGAUGCUGCUUCAUAGAUAAUCAAGAUUAGAGAAACUGGAUGUGCUGCAAAUAAUAAGGAUUGGACAUUAGAAGAAAGUUUAUCAGUAAUGUUCUGUUUCUUUUUUCAUUGCUUCACACCUAUAGAGGUGUUGUAGAGAUUUCUGCAACAGAGUUGUUCUCCACCUUGGAGUCUUUAUCAAGUCCCUGAAACGACAGUGUUUAAGAACCCCAUCACCACUAAUCAAAAUCCGAAUCCUUAACAAGCCAAGGCAAUUUGGGCUGCAUAAAUUUAGGCCUUAUUUAGUUGAGGACCAAGUCAAACUUGAACACCUGCUACACAAUUUGCUGACAUGAUCGAUACCCAGAUGCUGUUUGGACAUUUGCAGUUGCAGACUUGAUCUCCAUUAACUACCCAACAGUUCGAGGCUUUACAGAUUGCUUAAGCGGCUUAAAAUCCAAUUACUUGUGCAAGGAAAAGAAACCUGGUAUGGCUCUGGGAGAGAUAUUUCUUGCCACUUUCCUUCAGGUCUUGUUUAGCAGAUUGGCUUCUCUAGAGCUGUUGAAAUUUGCAAGCCUAGUUGGAAUUCAGAAGAAACUGCAGAAGUGGGCCCAAAUGCUGUCAGCAAUUCAGGCAGUGCUUGAAGAUGCAGAGGAGAAGCAACUAACUGAUAAAGCUGUCAAACUGUGGUUGGAUAAUCUCAGAGACUUGGCCUAUGAUGUGGAAGAUAUGCUAGAUGAGUUUGCAGUUGAAGCUAUGAGAUGCAAAUUGAAGGGAUCAGAUGAAGCGAGCAAAAAUCAGGUACAGAAACUUGUCCCUGCUUGCUGUAACAUUUACAGAGCAAAGGCUGUCAAGUUUAGUCUUAGAAUGGGAUCCAAGAUGGACAGAAUAACUAGCAGACUAGCUGAUAUUUUGAAACAAAAAAUCCAACUUGGUUUAGAAAAAAUCCCAGGAGGGCAAUCUACUAAUCAAUGGCAGAGACUACCUAGUACAUCUGUGCCGACAGAAACUCAAGUUUAUGGCAGAAGUGAAGAUAAAGAAAAGAUGCUUGAUUGGUUGUUAAGGGAUGAAUCAAAUGAUGUCAAUUUUCAAGUUAUUUCUAUUGUUGGUAUGGGUGGGGUGGGAAAAACAACACUUGCUCAGCUACUAUACAAUGAUGAUGCAGUAGGACACUUUAAUCCAAAAGCAUGGGUUUGUGUAUCCGAGGAGUUUGAUGUUUUGAGAAUAACUAGGACAAUUCUUGAGUCAGCUACUUCAUUGCCUUGUGAUCUAAAGGACUUUAAUCAAAUACAAGUUAAACUAAGAGAUGCUUUAGCUGGGAGAAAGUUUUUGAUCGUUUUAGAUGAUGUUUGGAACAAGAACUAUAGUGAGUGGAACAGGCUACAGCCACCAUUUCGAGUUGGAGCACCAGGAAGUAAAAUAAUUGUAACAACACGGGACAGCAAUGUUGCUUUGUUAAUGGGAACCACUAAAAUUCACUGCUUGGAGCAAAUGUCAAAUGAUGACUGUUGGUCAGUAUUUGCACAGCAUGCAUUUGAGAAUAAAGACCUAACUGCACAACCAAAUCUAGAAAUAAUUGGCAGAAAAAUUGUUAAGAAGUGUAAAGGCUUGCCUUUGGCCGCAAGGACACUUGGGGGCCUACUACGAUGCAAAGAAAGAGAUUGCGAGUGGGAAGAUAUAUUAAAUAGCGAUUUAUGGAGUCUAUCAGAUGAGGAAAGUGAAAUUCUACCUGUUCUGAGGUUGAGCUAUCACCAUCUCCCUUCUCAGUUGAAGAGGUGCUUUUCCUUCUGUUCAGUCCUCCCGAAGGACUAUGAAUUUGAAGAGAAGGAGCUGGUCUUGUUAUGGAUGGCAGAAGGUUUGGUUCAACAACCUGAAGAGAAUAAGCAAAUAGAAGAUGUAGGUGGUGAAUACUUCUGUGAGCUAUUAUCAAGGUCAUUAUUUCAACGAUCAAGUAGGGAUCAGUCAAAAUUUGUGAUGCAUGACCUCAUCAGUGAUCUAGCUCAAUGGGUUGCAGGAGAUGUAAGCUUCACAUUGGAGGAUAAAGUGGAUGGUAACAAGAUGAAAAUUUCCCCAAAGGCUCGCUAUUCAUCGUACAUUUGUGGCCAAUAUGAUGACUUAAAAAAAUUUGAGCCCUUUUCUGAUGCCAAAGGUUUGAGAACUUUCUUGCCUUUUUCUCCGCCUUAUCCUGGAAAAAGCUAUCUCACCAGCUACGUUCCUUCUGAUUUGUUGCCAAAGUUAAGAUGCUUGAGGAUUCUAUCUUUAAGUGGAUAUAACAUCACUGAGCUGCCCAAUUCAAUUGGUAAGUUAAAGCAUCUAAGGCACCUCAACCUUUCUCACACAAACAUUAGAAAUAUACCUGAGUCAGCAAGUUCUCUACAUAGCUUGCAGACACUGCUUUUAAGAGAUUGCACUCUGCUCAAGAAUUUGCCUGCAAAAAUGGGGAACCUAAUCAACUUACGGCAUCUUGAUAUUACAAAUGGAGAAUCAAUAGAAGGAAUGCCACUAGGAAUGAAUAAACUGACCAAUUUGCAAACCUUAUCUGACUUUGUUGUUGGCAACGAUAAAGGAUCUAGUUUAAAAGAGUUGAUGGAGUUGUCAUUUCUCCGUGGAACACUUUGCAUUUCAAAAUUGGAAAAUGUGGCUGAUGCUAGUGAUGCAAGAGAGGCCAACUUAAAGAACAAACAAGGUCUAGAUAUGUUGCUUCUGAAAUGGUGUUCUGGAUUUGAUAAUUCACGAAAUGAAAGAGUUGAAAACAAUGUGCUCGAUAUGCUACAACCACCUACAAAGUUGAAAGAGCUGACUAUUCAAUGUUAUGGUGGAACCAAGUUUCCAAUUUGGUUAGGAGAUCCUUCAUUCCGUGAGGUGGUGUCUAUAAGGCUCGAGAAAUGUGAGAACUGCACAUCCUUGCCGCCACUUGGGCUCUUAGCUUCUCUUAAAGAUCUGAGUAUCAUAGGAAUGUCGGGCAUAAAAAGUAUCGGUGCUGAGUUUUAUGGGGGGAAAUGCUCAAAGCCAUUUCCAUCACUUCAGAUAUUAUGCUUUCAGGACAUGAGAGAAUGGGAACUUUGGGUUCCUUACGGAACUGAUAAUGAAGAGUUCCCCAGCUUGCGUGAUCUUUGGAUUGAGAACUGUCCCAAACUAACAGGAAGAUUACCAAACUAUCUUUCAUCAUUGGAAAAACUUGUCAUUCUUGAAUGUGAGAAACUAGUAGUUUCAAUUCCAAGCAUUCCAAUGCUUUCCAAACUACAAAUUAAAGGAUGCAAAGAGGUGGCGCAUGGAGGUUUGGUCAAUUUCAGCUCCCCAAACUCCAUGGUAGUUUCAACCAUUUCAGAGCUCACAUGUCUCACAGAAGAAUUCAUCCAAGUGUUAAAAAAUGUGGAGGAUUUGAAGGUCUUUGGUUGUAAAGGGCUCAUAUCAUUGUGGCAGAAUGACAUAAAGUCACGCCAAUGGCUCACUUUCCUUCAUAAUUUGGUCAUCGAGGACUGUCCCAAGUUAGUUUCUUUGGUGGCGGAAGAAGAUGAAGAGCAGCUGCAACAGUCGUGGGGCUGUGAACUUCAAUCUCUUGAAAUAAGGCGUUGUGAAAGUCUGGUGAUGCUGCCCCAGUUCUUGCAUAGCCUCAUUUCUCUUAGAGAGCUAGUUAUUGAGUCAUGCCCAAAGUUCAUUUCCUUCCCAGGGGCUGGUCUUCCUCCCAUGCUAAGAGGGAUUCGGAUUAAAAAUUGCAGUGCUCUAGGUCCCUUACCUGCUGCAGUGAUUUGGAACAGUGCAUGCCUUGAAAACUUGUACAUUGAAGGAUGUUGUUCUUUGAUGUCCUUUGCUAGAAGCCAACGGUUGGAUAUUUAA